ACCCAAAUCCAAGGGAAAUUGCCCUCUAACAUCCUCCAUUUACCCAAUCUCCAAGAGAUAGAUUUGUCACAGAAUGAAAACCUCAGAGGUGAACUUCCAACGUCCAACUGGACUAUUCCACUAAGAGUUUUGUCUCUCUUUGAUACUGCUUUCUCAGGAUACCUUUCCUAUUCCAUAGCCUACUUGAAGUCUCUUCACACACUAGAUCUUUCCGGUUGCAAUUUUGAUGGAUUUCUUCCACCAUCAUUGUCUAAUCUUACUCAACUUUCUCUCUUGGAUUUAUCAUAUAAUCAGUUGAAGGGAUCAAUACCACAAUCUUUGGCUCGCUGUACAACACUUGAAGUUUUGGACCUUGGAAACAAUAACAUAGAGGAUCUGUUUCCCUAUUCGUUAGAAACUUUACCAAAUUUACAGGUCCUCAGUUUACGGUCAAAUAAAUUUCAUGGUAUCAUCACUUCUUCGGACACCAAACUUCCAUUUCCCAAGUUAAGGAUUUUUGACAUAUCCUAUAACUAUUUUACCGGAAUCCUGCCAGUGUCAUACGUCCACAACUUUCAAGGAAUGGUGAAUGUCAAUGACAACCAAACUGGUUUGAAAUAUUUGGAUAAGAAGAUAUUUACCAUUUUCACAAUCAUUGAUUUAUCAAACAAUAUGUUUGAAGGAGAAAUUCCGAAAGCCAUUGGAGAUUUGCAUUAUCUGCAAGGGCUUAACCUUUCACACAAUAAAAUCAUUGGUAUCAUUCCAUUGUCAUUGGGUAGUUUAAACAAUUUAUACUGGUUGGACCUCUCAUGGAACCAGUUGACGGGUGAGAUUCCCAUGUCACUAGGUAAUUUAAGCAAUUUGGAAUUGUUAGAUCUCUCAUGGAACCAGUUGAAGGGUGAGAUUCCCAUGUCACUAAGUAAUUUAAGCUAUUUGCAAUUUUUAGAUCUCUCAUGGAACCAGUUUGAAGGAGUGAUACCUACAUGUACACAGUUUGCUACAUUUUCAAAUGAUUCAUAUGCUGGAAAUUUAAAGUUGUGUGGAAUCCCUUUGUCAAAUGCCUGCAACGAGGAUAACAAAAGGCUACCAAAUUCAACACUUGGCAAAGAAAAAUCAAGAUUUGGGUGGAAACCCGUUGUAACCGGAUAUGUCUGUGGGAUGAUCUAUGGAAUAGCAUUGGCUUAUAAUGCAUUCUUCAUUAGAAAACCCCAAUGGCUUAUAAGACUUGUUAACGUUGUGUUAAAUGUGAAACUGAUAAAAACAAACAACAGAAACCGUGUAACUAGAUGA
This is a messenger RNA of Vigna umbellata (rice bean), 1269 nucleotides long. NCBI's taxonomy places the organism in Eukaryota, Viridiplantae, Streptophyta, Magnoliopsida, Fabales, Fabaceae. The record is from RefSeq and is a predicted model, not a curated record.